Messenger RNA from Hemibagrus wyckioides, 5292 nucleotides. RefSeq names its product hemicentin-1-like. NCBI's taxonomy places the organism in Eukaryota, Metazoa, Chordata, Actinopteri, Siluriformes, Bagridae. Gene Ontology annotation, cellular component: cell-cell junction. Gene Ontology annotation, biological process: cell-cell adhesion. The transcript has 20 exons. Gene Ontology annotation, molecular function: cell adhesion molecule binding. The record is from RefSeq and is a predicted model, not a curated record. Bases 1 to 5292 code for a protein of 1763 amino acids.
AUGAUACAGGGACUGUCUCAUUUCUCUCUACCUAUUUUUAUACUUCCUCUUCUGCAAGGCUUGGAGAUCACAGACCCUGGGCAAGUAUUGUACAAGGAGGACAGAAUCAGUGGUGUGGUGGAAAAUGAAGUAACCCUAAAAUGUGGCCCCACCCUCCCUGAUGUCUACAUCUGGAGCUUCACCAAACCAGGCACCGAGACGAUCCGAGCCGUGGUGUAUAACUUUGGAAAGGGUCCAAAGCUGCAGCAACUGGCCCAGGACUUGGGUGACUUGAUCGUCAUCGGUAACAGCGCCUCCCUGUACAUAGAGAAGCUUCCUUUAGCAGCAGAGGGUUUAUACACCUGCCAGGCUCUGUACGACACCGCUGAAGGAGCCAAGCUUUAUUACUACUACAUGUAUCUGCGUGUUCUAGUGCCUGUCUCCAAACCAUAUAUUUUGCAAAGUAACUCCUCAGCAGUUGAAGGUUGGUCAUUUUGGAUGCACUGCACCCUGGUGAAUGGCACAGAACCCAUACACUAUAUCUGGGAAAAGGAGAACCGCAGUGGGCAGGUCAGCAUACUGGCUGAGAGCAACAGCAAUCUGCUUAACAUGACUUUGGUGACCCGCAACCACACAGGGUGGUUCUGGUGCAUGGCCAGGAAUGAGGUCAAUGAACAGCAGAGUGACCGGAUCUGGUUAGACGUCUUAUAUGGGCCUGAUCUUCCGCAAAUCGACGGCACAACAUAUUCAGUAAUAUCUGAAGGAUAUUCAGUUCUGGAGAAAAAAAACAUCUCUCUCAUGUGUCAAGCCUCCUCUAACCCUCCUAGCCAAUACACCUGGUUCUACAACAACUCAGAGAUCUACUCUGGACCACAGCUCAGCAUUACCAACAUUCUACGUACAGACAUGGGCUACUAUGCCUGCUUGGCCCAGAACACAUACCUUAACACACGGUCUAAAAAAACCAUUAUACUCACCGUCUAUUACCCUCCAGAUGGUGUGCCAAGUUGUUCUAUCUUCCCAGUGAAGAACUACACAGACCUGGCCCUCUUCUGCUCAUGGAAGGGAGGUUAUCCUCCAGCUACUCUCAAAUGGAGUCCAUAUGUGAAUGGUGAGAAUGGACAGGGUGUCACCAAUGUCACUCAGAUUCAGCCAGGACUGGAGACUGCUAACAACUCCGUAUACACCUGCUAUGGCUCACACGUUGCACUAAACGUCUCUCAGAACUGCAGCACCAGGACAUGGCUACCAUAUGGAGAACCCCAGUGUUCUGCAAACUCUAGCCGUAGUAAUGAGCACCUGGUGUUGUCCUGUUCAUGGGAGGGUGGCUUCCCUCUAGCUUUGCUAUGGUGGGAUUCCAGUUCUGGAGAGAUGCAGGGUACAUCAAAGGAAGCCACCAACAACUUGGUCCUGAAUUCAAAUGCUACAUACAAUGGCAAAACAUUUGUGUGCCAUGCCAAACAUCCACUGAUUAAAGAAAGCAAGCAGUGUGUGAUCAAACUGGAGACACCAGUCCUAAAGACUCAGCGCAGUGUGGUUUCAGUGUAUGAGGGGAAUGAUGUCCAGCUCACCUGUAAUUUGAACAGGAGCUACCCACCAAUCACAGAGAUCACCUGGUAUAACAACUCACAGCAAAAUGUUGGUGAAACACCCAGAAAGUAUGUCCUGCAGCAGGAUGGUGCCUGGAUUAACGUGACAGUGAAGGAGACAGACAGCAACAUGGACAGUGGACAGUACUGGUGUUCGGCUGCUAAUGCUGUUGGUGGAGCAGAGAUUCCCAUUACGCUUCUGGUGAUGAGAUACCCGUUGCCUCCAAAUGUAACAAUCAGUAAGCUCAUAUACAGUGGACGUGAUAGAACAGACGUUAAUAUGAAAUGGCAAAUUCAGAUGGAUGCUAAUCUCACUGGGUUCUUCAUCGAGUAUCAGAGGCUCCCUGUCCCUGUAGAGAGGAGUGAUAUUGCCCCUGUCUGGCAAAAAGUGGCAGAAAAACUGGAACCCAGCACCCGCAGUUACCAGAUCACUAACCUGGAUCCAACCAGCAAAUAUGUCUUCCGUGUGACAGCUGUCAAUCACCGAACUGUUGGAAAUCCAGCAGAGGUCAUGAGCCCAGAGUCAGUUCCAGUUUCUAAGCCAUACAUCAUACUGAGUGACUCGUCACCUCUGGAAAGUGCAUCAGUGUGGAUACGCUGUGUUCUGGAGAAUGGUACAGAUCCCAUUUACUACCUCUGGGAACAGGAAAGCCGCAGUGGUGUGGUCACCGUAUUGGCUGAGAGCAACAGCAGUCUAAUUAACAUCACCUGCGUGACCCGUAACCACUCUGGAUGGCUCAGGUGUCUGGCCAGGAAUGAGGUCAAUGAGCAGCACAGUGACCGAAUCUGGUUGGAUGUCAUAUAUGGUCCUGAUGUGCCUCAGAUACAUGCUGUUGGCUACUCAAAUAUGGGAUUCACAGUACUUGAGAAAGGGAAUGUCUCCCUUAUGUGUCAAGCCUUCUCUAACCCCCCUAGUCAAUAUGUCUGGUUCUACAACAACUCCCAGGUCUACACUGGGCCACAGCUUACCAUCACCAAGAUCAUCAGAAUGCAGUCAGGGAACUAUACCUGCCUGGCCCAGAACACUUACCUGAACACUCUCUCAGAGAAAACAAUCACACUCACAGUUUAUUAUCCACCAGAUGGCUUUCCAUUGUGUACCAUGUUCCCAGCCAAUAACUACUCUGACUUGGCUCUCUAUUGUUCCUGGGAUGGAGGCUUCCCCUCAGCUACCUUGAACUGGAGUCCAUAUAUGAAUGUGAAUGGAGACAAUAAAGUGGUUACCAAUAAUAUCACUCGAAUUCAGCCAGGGUCUGAUACGGCUAACAAUUCGGUAUUCACUUGCUAUGGCUCACAUGUUGCAUUAAACAGCACCAAAAGCUGCAGCACCAGAACAUGGUUGCCCUAUGGAGAACCUAGGUGUUCUGCAAAUUCAAGUCGUAACAAUGAGAACCUGAUUCUUUCCUGCUCCUGGGAUGGUGGUUUCCCUUGGGCUCUCCUGUGGUGGGCGUCCAGUUCAGGGGAGAUGCAGGGCACAUUUGAGUUAGACACCAACACCUUGAUCCUCCACUCCAGUGCGAACUACAGUGGCAAAACAUUUGUUUGUCAUGCCAAACAUCCUCUGGCUAAAGAGGGCAAGCAAUGCAGCUUAAAAUUGGAGGCACCAGUUUUGAUGACUCAGCACAGUGUGGUUUCAGUCUUUGAAGGCACUGAUGCUCUACUCACUUGCAUACUGAGUAAAAACUACCCCGUGGUGCCAGAAAUCACCUGGUACAAAAGUAUAAAGCAAAAGCUGGGGGACAAUGCAAGGAAAUAUAUCAUACAGCAAGCUACUGGAUGGUCCUUGACCGUGCGACAGACAGAUGGUAUGGUGGACAGUGGACAGUACUGGUGUUCUGCUACCAAUGCUGUCGGAGCAGCAGAGAUCCCAGUCAUGCUGCUGGUGAUAAUGCCAGUUUCCAAACCCACUAUCCUGCUGAGUGACUCUUCCCCAGUGGAAGGCAUGUCAGUCUCUAUGCGGUGUGUAGUGGAAAAGGGCACUGAACCUAUUAACUACACAUGGGAGCAGGAGAGCCAGACUGGGCUGAUUACAACACUGGCCAAGGAAAACAGCAGUGUGGUCAGUUUUAACCGGGUCACACGUAACCACACUGGCUGGUUCAGGUGCCUAGCCAGGAAUGAGGUCAAUCAGCAGCGCAGUGACCGGAUCUGGUUAAAUGUCUUAUUUGGUCCAGACUUACCUCAGAUAGACGUCACAGCCUACUCAGUAACAGAUCAUGGAUACACAGCUCUGGAAAAUGGAAACAUCUCUCUUAUGUGUCAAGCCUCCUCUAACCCUCCCAGUCAGUAUGUCUGGUUCUACAACAACUCCCAGGUUUACAUUGGAUCACAGUAUACCAUCACCAAGGUCCUCCGUAUGCAAGCGGGCUACUACGCCUGUCUGGCCCAGAAUGCUAAUCUCAACACCCGCUCCAAGAAAACCGUCACUAUCACCAUCUACUAUCCACCAGAUGGUGCUCCAUCAUGUUCCAUAUUCCCAGUAAAUAACUACACUGACCUAGCUCUGGUUUGUUUCUGGGUGGGGGGAUAUCCACCACCAAGCCUAACCUGGAGUCCAUAUGUGAACGGAGACAAUCCACAGGGACCUGCUAACAUCACUCGAAUUCAGCCAGGGACAGAGACUUCUAACAACUCUGUAUUCACCUGCUAUGGCACACAUGUCGCUCAAAAGGUUCCCCAGAGCUGCAGCACUAGGACAUGGCUGCCUUAUGGAGAACCUCAGUGUUUUGCAUAUGCGACUCGUAAUAACGAGUACCUGAUGCUGUCCUGCUCCUGGGAGGGUGGUGUCCCUCGGGCUCUGCUGUGGUGGGUGUCCAGUUUAGGGGACAUUCAGGGAUCAUCAGAAGAGAACUCCAACAUCCUGGUGCUGCGUUCCAGUGCCAACUACAGUGGCAAAGCUUUCAUAUGUCAUGCCAAACAUCCACUAGUUAAAGACACCAAGCAGUGUGUGUUAAAACUAGAGGCUCCAGUGUUGAUGACUCAGCGCAGUGUGGUUUCAGUAUAUGAGGGUAAUGAUGUCCAGCUCACCUGCAUCCUGAGCAAGAAUUAUCCUGCAGUCACAGAAAUCACCUGGUACAAUAACUUAAAGAAGGACGUUGGUGAGACACCUAAGAAGUACAUCCUUCAGCAAGGAGCCACCUGGUUUAACCUGACUGUCAGGGAGACAGACAGCAUGGUGGACAGUGGACAGUACUGGUGCACUGCUACUAAUGCAGUUGGAGGAGCAGAGAUUCCUGUCUCGCUCAUGGUGAAAAGAUACCCAAUGCCUCCAAAUGUGACCAUCAGCAAGAUCACAUACAGCAGCCAGCAGAGGACAGAUGUCAUGUUGGAGUGGUUAGUCCAGAGUAAUGGAGACCUCACAGGGUUCUUCAUUGAGCAUCAGAGGCUCCCUGUAGGCAAGAGUGAUGUUGUUCCUGUUUGGCAGACAGUGGUAGUAGAUCUUAAUCCAAGCACCCGGAGCUACCAGAUCACCAACCUAGAUCCUACUGGGAAAUAUGCAUUCCGUGUGACUGCUGUCAAUCACAGAACCACAGGACAUCCAUCAGAGGUCAAGAACCCAGUGUACUUUGCUAGAGGUUUGGUUAUGCUUUUCUCUAGGCAGAACAGCCAGUCGAGAGAAAAUAUCAACUUCCCUGAGGAUGAGGUUGUUGGAGGUGCAGAGGAAGAGGGACACAGAGAAGAAGCAAAUUCCCCAAAUUCUAAUUCCAAGAAUCCCCUUACCUAG